CAAGAAUGCCUUAGAAGAGUUGUGAAAACAGCCAGCCCGAGAAGGGGAGUCAUGCAGUUGCGGAUGCAGCUCUCCCACCGAGCCACAAGCCAGUGAGAUCAGUCAGGGAGAGAGGGUGUGUGAGAGCAAGACAGAGGGAAAGUGUGUGAGAGUGUGUCAGGACCAGAGGCUCCAAAGGACGUCACAUACACUCCCAGAGAAAGAGGAAAACGCGCUGUCACGGGAAAGGCGUCUAUCCUCACGCGCUUUUUGGUUGUGGAAGAGACUCUGACAGAAGUGAGUAUUCCUGAGGUGGAUGAAGUGAGAAGAUGAUGAUAGUCAGCUGAAGUGGAUGUUUCUCAAAACAGACAGAUACAGAUUUCCGGUCCUAACCUCCGUUCUGAGGGGAUUUCCAACUCCUCCACAAGGAAAAAGACUUGCAAUAAUAAUCAAGAUUGUGUGAAGUGUUUUUGCAUCACCAUGGAUCAGCCCGGCAGCAGCUGCAUGCGGAGCGCCCACCCCAGCAGCCCCAUUUGGGGUUGCAUGAGGAACCCUCACUCAGGGGUCCCAGGUGCCAAUCUGCAGUCGCCCUACCAGCAGGCCCCUUUCUCCCUCCACCAGAAGCCUGACUUCUUGGCCUACACAGACUUCUCCAGCUCCUGCCUGGUACCGACCGCACCGCACGCAGCCUACCCCCGCGAUGACAGACUGUACCAAGACAGCCAGGGGGGUUACCAGAGAGCUGACUGGCAGUUCAACCACUGCGAGACGCGGGUGAGGGCCCCAGAGGCCUGCCCGGCCAUCGUCGCACCUGUAGCAGUAGGUGGAGGUGGAGGACAUGAGCUGGACAAUGCAGGGGGAGACAGGCUUCCAGGGGCCUUGCCCGGAUGCCUGGAUGGAGAAUACUCACCCCAGAGCGUGGCUUCAGCAGAGUCUGACAAGAAGAGUUCCAAUAAGAGGAAGAGAGAUGUCACAGAUAUCCAGGAUUCAAGUUUUAAGGUGGAUUCCAGCUGCAAGGCCCGGAAAGAGCGCACAGCGUUCACUAAGGAGCAGCUGAGGGAGCUGGAAGCUGAGUUCACCCACCACAACUACCUGACCAGGCUGCGCCGCUAUGAGAUCGCAGUCAACCUGGACCUUACAGAGAGACAGGUGAAAGUGUGGUUUCAGAACAGGAGGAUGAAGUGGAAGAGAGUGAAGGGGGGACAGUCGUCCUCGCCCAAUGACCUGGAGAAUGACGACAUAGACUCGGCGGCCUCACCAAGCUCUGAAUGAACAAAGCCUACGACAUUAGGAAAAAAAAGAGAUGUCACAGAGAGACUUGGGGUCAACUGGACACUAAUACAGCGCAAUGAAAGCGUAACUCGAUUCUGUGGAAAGCUGCACGAUUCAAACAAGACUCUUAAUAAUUCCCAGGAAGAAAUCACAGAGCAUCUACUUUGCUGUUGUAAAUAGUUGAAUAUGUCCAUAAUGAACUGCAUUUUGAUACAUUAUUGAUAAAUUCUCUGUUCAAGAGGCCACCUUUUGAUACAUUAAAUAUUAAAGAUGAUACUUAUGGUCAUUGUAGAUCAGUGACAAAGUCCAGACAGAAGCUUUAAAGCCAGUGAUGACAUAUCAGACCGUGAUGUGAUUGAGUUUGAGAGCAUCCCCUGUGCUUCCAAUAGUGUAAUCAUGGCCUUUGACGCUUGACUACAACCACCUGGGAAAACUCAGACUGCACAAUUGUUGCCAAGCCAUAAGUGCCUCAGAAUCUGAUUUUUUUUAAACAUUUUGUCAGUUUCCUUUUUUCCUAGAGUUUAGGUUUUUCUAAAAUCUGUCAAGCUUCCUUUUUUUAACUAUUCUUUUUUAUACAUGUUGAAUGUUAUUGAUAAAACACAGAUGUUGCCUGUUUCUGCAAAUAGAAUAAAUCAUCUGUUUCAAAAUGAGAAAAUAUCUUGAUAAUUUCUUCCAUCCGCAACAAUUGAGUUAUGAUCGGACAGUAGGUACAUCUAUAUUCUCAGCUAAUGGUUGUAUCAUGUGUGGAUCUUUGGGUCAGAUAUUACAAUUGCUAAGAAAAUAAUAGCUGAGGAGAAGUUUGCUCACAUUAGCUUUUGAUGUUGGCAGCUGGCAUAAAAGGAAAUACAUUGUCUGUGUGUGUUUUUUGCCUGUGCCGUGUGUAUGAGAAAUUGCCUGUCCUUUUCAGCAUGCAGUAUUUUCACAUGGUUCCAGCAGCCGCCCACAUCUUAGAUUUUUAUUGGAGUGAUUCAAUCUAGUCUACUGUUGUUCUCACUAGCUGUUUCCUGUUUGGAAAUAACUGCCAACCAAUUAGAGCUUCAUACACGCAAUUGAAAAUGAUGACAAAAUCUUUCUUUGCCAGAAAAAUUUUCAACAUCUUUCUGCCAUUAAGGCAAUAAGAAAGGAUUAGACAACAUAUAGGUUGUUUUACAUCCAUGUACAGAAACAACAACUCAACACCUUUAUAUGGUAACAAAGAAUGCCUGUUAUAUAAAACAGUUCACUCAUCGUGAGAAACAAACAGAUUAAAUACUAGAAUGAAGAUCUCCAUAGUUGCAGAAAGCGUUUUAGCAUCUUUCAGCUCCUUGUUUUUAGCAAAAGCAGACAGCUAUUUUGAAAAUUGAAACACAGCUAAAAGUGCGUGUGUGGGUAAAAUAUGGGUGAAUAUUUGACUGACAUUCC
This is a messenger RNA of Notothenia coriiceps (black rockcod), 2652 nucleotides long. RefSeq names its product mesenchyme homeobox 1 (gene meox1). The transcript has 3 exons. Gene Ontology annotation, molecular function: RNA polymerase II cis-regulatory region sequence-specific DNA binding; DNA-binding transcription factor activity, RNA polymerase II-specific. NCBI's taxonomy places the organism in Eukaryota, Metazoa, Chordata, Actinopteri, Perciformes, Nototheniidae. Gene Ontology annotation, cellular component: nucleus. The record is from RefSeq and is a predicted model, not a curated record. The coding region runs from base 460 to 1251 and encodes 263 amino acids. Gene Ontology annotation, biological process: somite development; positive regulation of transcription by RNA polymerase II.